AUGCUUCUGUAUCGCUCCGUUUCUGCGCUCCAUCUAGAGAGACUAAAGUUAUCGUCUAAGUUGCUUUUCUCAUUAAAAAAUUCUAACUUAUUGGUCCCCAGCUCAUGUUCUAUCCGAAUUGGGUUGGUUUGUUUGAAACAACCAUGCUCUAGGCAAUCAAGGGCUGUUGGAACUGUUGCUGCUUCUGCUGCAUCAACUGCUGCCGAUGGAAUUGGAAAGGAUACUUUUUAUGCGGCAGAAGGUGUUUCUUGGACAUCACUUGGUGUCUCUGAUACUGUUUCUCGAGCUCUCGGUAGUGUCGGAAUGCAGAGGCCAUCUUUGAUUCAGGCUGCUUGCGUUCCCUCUAUAAUGUCAGGAAACGAUGUGGUCAUUGCAGCCGAAACUGGUAGCGGUAAAACGCAUGGUUACCUUGUGCCCCUAAUUAAUAAGAUAUGCAGUGAACAUGGUGAGGACAAGUUGACUGAUGGAGACCAAGACUUGGCUUCAUUGAAUAAGCUUUCUCUCGUUCUUUGUCCAAAUGUAAUGCUGUGUGAACAAGUGGUUCAAAUGGCUAAUGCCCUUUGCGAUGAACAUGGAAAAUCGCUUCUCAGAGUUACAGCUAUUUGUGGAAGACAGGGUUGGCCAGUUCACAAGCCGGAUAUUGUUGUAUCAACUCCAGCAGCUCUACUUAACUAUAUUGAACCAAACAGGAGUCGGCGUUCGGCGUUUCUUCGUGCUGUGAAGCAUGUGGUUUUUGAUGAAGCAGAUAUGCUUCUUGUUGGCAGUUUUCAGAAUAAGGUCAUCCGUCUUAUAAACUUGCUGCGGUUUGAAGAAAAGCUAUUGUCUCGUUCAAAAGAAUUUCCAGAGAGGCUCAUGGAAUUAGAAGCUGACCCAUUAUCCCAGCUUAUUGUACAGGAUGAGGAUGACCUACAAACUGAAACCACCUCUGAAGGGGAAGGUGAAGGGGAAGAGGAAGGGGAAGGGGAAGGGGAAGGGGAAGGGGAAGAAAGUUAUAACGAAGUUGAAUCUAACAACAUACAGGAUGAAACUGAAUGUGUGUCUGGGAAAGUUAAACACUGGAGAAGAGUACGAAAAAGUUACGAACGCAGUAAACAAUACAUUUUUGUUGCUGCAACUCUUCCUGUGAAUGGGAAAAAGACUGCUGGUGCUGUGCUGCGGAAAAUGUUCCCAGAUGCUAGUUGGGUUAGCGGGAAAUACCUACACUGCCACAAUCCCAGAUUGGAGCAGAGGUGGGUCGAAGUGAGCACUGAUAACCAGGUGGAUGAACUCAUCAAGGCAGUGAAUCAAUCUAAAUCUCAACUUAGGGUUCCUGAUGACGGUGUCAUCCGAACCAUGGUAUUUGCAAACACAGUUGAAACUGUUGAAGCAGUGGCAAAUAUAUUGUUGGGAGCAGGUAAAGAAUGUUUUCGUUACCACAAAGACCGCAGUUUGGAGGAGCGGUCGAAGAUCUUGGCUGAUUUCAGAGAGGAAGGUGGCGUUUUUGUAUGCACUGAUGCUGCUGCAAGAGGAGUAGAUAUUCCGAAUGUAUCCCAUGUUAUUCAGGCAGACUUUGCUACUUCUGCUGUGGAUUUUCUACAUAGGAUUGGUAGAACUGGUAGGGCUGGUCAACGUGGACUUGUCACUAGCCUGUACACUAAAGCAAACCGUGAUCUCGUUUCAGCAGUUCGACGUGCAGAAAACUUAUCCCAACCUGUGGAGGCAGCAUUUAGCAGGAAACGAAGCUUCCGAAACAAGCUCAAGAAACAAGGUUCUGCAAAAGAGAGCGUUAUGGCAUGAAUAGAAGAUAAAUCUUUUAAUGUAUAGAUGAAGAAUGAUGAACACUAUUAACAUUCCCUAUUGCUUCACACUUGAUCAAGAUCUUGAAAUGCUUAUCAAAUCUUUUGUUCAUUCGAUGUAUACUUGAAGAAAAGGAAACAAAGAAAAGGCUUCUGAUAUUUAUAGAUUUAGAAUGCAUUCAAAAGUUAGAAA
This is a messenger RNA of Cucumis melo (muskmelon), 1968 nucleotides long. RefSeq names its product DEAD-box ATP-dependent RNA helicase 22. The transcript has 8 exons. The record is from RefSeq and is a predicted model, not a curated record. Gene Ontology annotation, cellular component: chloroplast. NCBI's taxonomy places the organism in Eukaryota, Viridiplantae, Streptophyta, Magnoliopsida, Cucurbitales, Cucurbitaceae. Gene Ontology annotation, molecular function: RNA binding; RNA helicase activity; ATP binding. Bases 1 to 1776 code for a protein of 591 amino acids.